GAUGUAGUGACAGAAAUCAAUCAAUAUCCGCCGGAAAUACGGACUGAUUGAUCGAACCGAGAGUCAACCGAUGUAAAUUAAUGAUUGCAGUUUAAUUCGGUGGUCCGGGGGUGGGGGGGGCGGCGAAGCUCCCUUGGCCAGGCUUUGAGUCAUGGCUGAACAUACAGGGACAAAUUUGCCCGAAGGUUCAGGCGGCUUGGAGGUUGAAGAGGGGAAGCCUGAUACGGUAGGAGAGUCAGAAGUGCGCAUUCCACAGAAGCUGUCAGAAGAAGAAUGGAGAGAAAUGCUCAGAAAGGCUUUGGCAGAGGUGGAAGCAGGGAUAUCAAUACGUCAGAUUGCUAAAAAAUAUUCAAUAGGCCGUAACACUAUAAGAAAAUACUUACAAAUGGGCCUGGAUAAAAGUCCACAAAAGGGUGUGCCAUGGCUGUCUGCUGAUGUAGAAAGGGAUAUAGUAGACUGGUGCCUUGAAAUGGCUAGGAUUGGCCAUCCUCAGACCAAACAGAGUCUGCCAUUGGUAGUCCAGCAUAUUCUUAAUCAAAAUAAGAAGAAAAUUUUCCAAAAUGAAAAUCUACCAUCUCAUGGAUGGAUAAACAGGUUCCUGAAGCGUCACCCUGAGGUGUCCAACUGGAUACCAGAAAAUCUUGGUCACUUGAGGGCUUCCAUAACUCCAAAUAAGAUCUUCACCUUUUUUCAAAACUUGGAAGCCUUUUUAAUGGAUGAGGGCCUAAAUGCAAAUGAAUUUUUAAGCCCAGACAAUGCAUCGCGAGUUUUCACCUGCAAUAAGACAGGUAUUGUCAUCGGCGCACAAGACGAGACUUCCAAGGUUUGGGAUAAAAAGGGUACUGUGGCUUCUUGGAAAGUGUCAGGAAUGGGGAAGCCCAUGAUGACUGUCCUGUGCUGUGCUUCAGCUGAUGGAAGUCUCAUGAGGCCUUUUAUAGUUAAUAAAGGGAAAAAUCCGUCUGUAUAUAUGAAUCACCAGGAUUUGGAGGCAGAUUCUUACCGUAGAGGAUGCUCUGAUUCUGGGUUGAUGACACCAGCCCUGUUUCAUGACUGGCUGGGUAACAUUUUUGAAGAUGAGCUUGUGAAUAAGGAUAUUAGAAGACCUGUUCUUUUAAUUUUGGAUGGUUUCUUAAGCCACUUAAAUUUGGAAACUCUAAGAUAUGCCCGUGAUAAGAAAAUCCUUAUGUACUACCUUCCUCCCUACUCCUCCCAUGUAAUGCAGCCACUUGAUGUGUCUGUAUUUAAGCCACUCAAGGCAGAGUACAGAAGGGUAUACAACAAAGUCUGGGGGGAACUUUCAGCUGUGGACAUGCCAAGAAAACAUUUCCCAUAUGUAUUAACGAUGGCCAUGAGAGAAGGUAAUAUGAGUGAAAAUAUAAUAAGUGGAUUCCGGUCGACAGGUUUGGUCCCUUUCAACCCCAAUGCCAUCAACACCUCCGGGUUUGUUACGGCAAUAAAACAAGAGGAUGCUUCUGCUGUCCAACUUCCAGAGACCUCUACAGUUACAUCAGUAGUAGCAACCUCAUCUUACGAGGUAAUCAGAAAGGCUUUGGCAGAGGUGGAAGCAGGGAUACCAAUACGUCAGACUGCUAAAAAAUAUUCAAUAGGCCGUAACACUAUAAGAAAAUACUUACAAAUGGGCCUGGAUAAGAGCCCACAAAAGGGUGUGCCAUGGCUGUCUGCUGAUGUAGAAAGGGACAUAGUAGACUGGUGCCUUGAAAUGGCUAGGAUUGGCCAUCCUCAGACCAAACAGAGUCUGCCAUUGGUAGUCCAGCAUAUUCUUAAUCAAAAGAAGAAGAAAAUUUUCCAAAAUAAAAAUAUACCGACUCAUGGAUGGAUGAACAGAUUUCUGAAGCGACACCCUGAGGUGUCCAACCAAUUACCGGAAAAUCUAGGUCAGUUGAAGGGUACCUUAACCUCAAAAACAAUCUCCACAUUUUUCCAAAAUUUGGAAGCCUUUUUAGUGGCUGAGGGCCUAAAUGCAAAUGAAUUUUUAAGCCCAGACAAUGCAUCACGAGUUUUCACCUGCAAUGAGACAGGUAUUGUCAUCAGCGCACAAGACGAGACUUCCGAGGUUUGUGAUAAGAAGGGUACACGGGCUGCUUUUAAAGUGUCAGGAAUGGAGAAGAAAAUGUUGACUGUCCUGUGCUCUGCUUCAGCUGAUGGAAGUCUCAUGAGGCCUUUUAUAGUUAAUAAAGGGAAAAAUCCGUCUGUAUAUGUGAAGCACCAGGAUUUGGAAGCAGAUUCUUACCGUAGAGGGUGCUCUGAUUCUGGGUUGAUGACACCAGCCCUGUUUCAUGACUGGCUGGGUAACAUUUUUGAAGAUGAGCUUGUGAAAAAGGAUAUUAGAAGACCUGUUCUUUUAAUUUUAGAUGGUUUCUUAAGCCACUUAAAUUGGUACACUCUAAGAUUUGCCCGUGAUAAGAAAAUCCUUAUGUACUACCUUCCUCCCUACUCCUCCCAUGUAAUGCAGCCACUUGAUGUGUCUGUAUUUAAACCACUCAAGGCAGAGUACAGAAGGGUAUACAACAAAGUCUGGGGGGAACUUUCAGCCGUGGACAUGCCAAGAAAACAUUUCCCAUAUGUAUUAAUGAUGGCCAUGAGAGAAGGUAAUAUGAGUGAAAAUAUAAUAAGUGGAUUCCGGUCGACAGGUUUGGUCCCUUUCAACCCCAAUGCCAUCGACACCUCCAGGUUUGUUACGGCAGAAAAAGAAGAGGAGGCUUCUGCUGUCCAACUUCCGGAGACCUCUACAGUUACAUCAGUAGUAGAACCCACAUCUUACCCAUCUUACGAGGAAAUCUUCAACCAAGGUUUUAUCAUGGGACAAAGAGCACAGCUGAAGCGUUUAGAGGCUGUGCUCCCACCGGAUGAAUUAGCCCUUUACAAAAGCAGGAAGACUGAUGUAGGUUGGGUUCCUUCCCCAAGCAUGUCUUACAUGCUAUGGAGGCAACUUGAGAUGAUUAAGCCGUGUCCUGCUGAGAGGAAUCCAUAUGCUGGGGAAACUCGGCCUCUGGCAGAUGCUAGUGAAAUUGCACCUUUCCCACAAGCAAUUCCCUCUAAAAGUGGGCGUCAGUACCAACUUAGUAGUAGUGACAUCUCUUUACUUGGCACAUCUGGGAUUCCCUCUGCAACAACACCUCCAGGAAUUGCUGAGCGAACAUCAGACUCUAAAAGAUACUUGAAGAUGAAAGAAAGGAAGGAAAGGCUAUUUGAAGAGAAAAAGGAGCAGCGUAAGAAGGAAAUAGAAGCAAAAAAAGCUGGGAAAAAGAAGCAAAGCGAAGGGAAGGGGAAAGGCAAGAACACUGCCAAACCGCAAAUGCUAGAUGAAGACAAUGAUUGAGGGAUUUCAGUGGUGUUGAGGAACUGAGGCUUUGAGUCAUGGCUGAACAUACAGGGACAAAUUUGCCCGAAGGUUCAGGAGGCUUGGAGGUUGAAGAGGGGAAGCCUGAUACGGUAGGAGAGUCAGAGAGUAUUCGAAACAGAGGAAAAUUUCAUCAGGGCUUAACUGCAAUUGAGUAGUGUAAAUGAAACAUCCUGUGGAAAUGCUGUUAAUCAAAGAAGAGAAAGAGAAUUUGGAGGAGGAUCUUACUGGAAAUGCAGAUGAUGGAAGGCUCUUAUUUGCAGACCCCUUAUUAGAAGUCAUGGCAGAACCAGAAUCUUUUGGCCAUAGUGAAUCUGAUGUGAACUGUUCAUUCCGAUCUAUUAAGUAUGAGGAAGAGGACAGCAGCUCUCCAAGCUCUGAUGAUCAAAGUGGGCAGAAGAUCUAUAUUGCAGAAGAAAAUAGACAUUUGGGUAGGACAGAAAUAUUUUCAAAAAGAAAACACAGCAGGGAAGCAAAUACCGUGCUGAGUGACAAAGGACUUUUUCACUGAAAUGAUCUCAAAACACAUGAGAACUCAUACGGGAGAGAAACCAUAUAUAGUACUUGCUCUGCAUGUCAAAGAAGUCUUUCUAAUCAAAGUCAUCUCAAAAUGUUCUUUAAUAUUCUAGGCAAAGUCAUGUGACUGUUUUAGCGUAUUAUUCUGUUUUAAGCUAACCAAUCAGUGUGUUGAGCCAGAACUUGCUUUGUAAGUGACUAAAGUACUGUAUUCUGUUUUAGGCUAAUCAGUCAGAAGUGUUGAGCAAGGAGUUGCUUUGUAAAUGACUAAACUACUGUAUUACUGUAUUCUAUUUUAAGCUAAACGGACAGAGGUGAUGUGGCAGGACGUGCUUUGUAAGAGAAUGAAGUAUUGUAUUACUGUAUUCUGUUUUAAGCCAAUCUCCCAGAAGUGUUGAGGUAGAACUUACUUUGUAAAUGAAUAAAGUGCUGUAUUAUUG
Macrobrachium nipponense is the source of this 4317-nucleotide messenger RNA. RefSeq lists its product as uncharacterized. Gene Ontology annotation, cellular component: nucleus. The record is from RefSeq and is a predicted model, not a curated record. Gene Ontology annotation, biological process: DNA recombination. Gene Ontology annotation, molecular function: DNA binding; DNA strand exchange activity. The transcript is spliced from 5 exons. Lineage: Eukaryota; Metazoa; Arthropoda; Malacostraca; Decapoda; Palaemonidae. Bases 152 to 3340 code for a protein of 1062 amino acids.